Messenger RNA from Colletes gigas, 2859 nucleotides. RefSeq lists its product as uncharacterized. The record is from RefSeq and is a predicted model, not a curated record. The transcript has 2 exons. The coding region runs from base 1 to 2859 and encodes 952 amino acids. NCBI's taxonomy places the organism in Eukaryota, Metazoa, Arthropoda, Insecta, Hymenoptera, Colletidae.
AUGGAGCUGGAAUGGCAAAAAACGCUAGACCUCUCGUCCGAAUAUCCUACGUUCGAGGACGUAAGGAAGUUCGUUGACAAACGGUCACGUGCCUUGCUCUCAAUGAACGAGGAGCGCAGAAAAGCCGCGCUGGGGCUUCCAACAAAAACCACGCACAAUCGAAGCUCGGUGCGCGAUAACGGCACCGCUUCGAGAAACGUGAGAAGCCACAACGUUGUCAUGGAACACGUCCAGGCUGAAAAGCCAAGGGAAACGGAUUCAGACAACGUUAGGCAUGUUGGAAAACCGGCCACGAAACCGUGCGGGUUCUGUAACGGGCCGCACGGUUUGACGAACUGCAACCAUUUCGGGCUAUUGACUGCAAAAAUGCGCAGUCAAUAUGUCAGACACCGUCGGUGGUGCUUACAAUGCUUGGGCACCACCCACACGGUGACGAAAUGCAGGAGUUCGACGGCAUGUACGAAGUGCGGCGGGAUGCAUCAUCCCCUGCUGCACUUCGACCAAGAACGGGAACCUCAGCGGAAUCAGCCGAUACCAAAUCCUGAGUUCGGCAACCGUGAGGAGAGGCUUUCAAACGCCCCAUCCCGCCGGCCUACGAAACCGAGGCCGAAGGCCAAUUACUCGGCGAGUGCUAAAACGACACCCGCCUCGACAUCGCAUUGUACCGCUCUCGGUACAGGCGCACCGAGGCCAGUGCUUUUAGCGACAGCUCGAGUACGAGUAUUCGGCAAAAAUGGUGCGUCGCGAAUCGCGCGCGCGCUACUUGAUCAGGGAUCGGAAACUUCCUUCAUAGCCGCGAACUUGGUCAAUGACCUUAAGCUCGCGCGGAGGAAAACCCCAGCCACGGUGACGGGCCUGGGGGGUGACCGAACCCAAUCGAUCAAAUACAGUGUCGGACUGAGUUUAGGCGAAAGAGACGGUAGGAAACCGAUGUGUGAGGUAGAUGCGUAUGUCGUGUCUCAAAUCACGACGUACGCGACUCCAUCGGUAGGAACGCUCGGUAACAAAGCGUUCCAUGACCUACCGCUCGCCGACCCCGACCCCACGUCUGAUCAAACCAUUGAAGUUUUGAUCGGCGCGGACCUGUAUGCGCAGAUUAUGCGAUCCGGUUUCCGUCGAGGAACCGACGCAGGUCCCAUCGCCCAAGAAACUGCAUUCGGCUGGGUAAUAUCCGGGCCGAUAGAAGCAGGGGGCGGCGCUCAGAACACGGUGCGGACACUGCACUGCACCGUACUCGAAACGCUGGAUCAAGCGGUUCGAAAGUUCUGGGAAAUGGAAGAAAUUCCCGCAACCUCCAUGCGCACUAAAGCAGAGGAGGAAUGCGAAGAAUUCUUCCAAAAAACCGUUACCCGUAACGAAACAGGUCGGUUUGUAGUCCGACUACCCCUCAAUUACCCGAGACCGGAGGAGGCGUUGGGAAAUUCAUUCCACAUCGCGCUCUCUGCUCUCACAAGGCUGAGGAGGAAACUGGACACGAACCCGACCCUCGGUAAAGAAUACGCAGAGUUUCUAGCGGAGUAUGAGUCGUUAGGUCAUAUGACGCGCAUAAAGCCCAUUGACCAAACUAGACUCUAUAUUCCGCACCGAGCGGUCAUUCGUACGGACAGCGCGACCACCAAACUGCGGGUCGUAUUCAAUGCGACCAGCAGAACGGCAGGUGGACGCUCCCUAAACGACAUCCUUCACGUAGGUCCAAAGUUACAAAACGACAUUACCUCGGUAUUAACGAGAUGGCGUUUGUACGAAUACGUGCUGGUGGCCGAUAUCGAGAAGAUGUUUCGACAGAUUCUCGUCGCCCCAGAGGAUCGUCGUUUCCAAUGCAUUGUAUGGAGUGCACCCGAAAACGAACAGCUGACAGCGUUCGAAUUAAAUACCGUCACAUACGGAACGGCGUGCGCCCCAUACCUGUCGAUGCGUACCCUUCUCGAGUUAAAGGAGCAGGACGGAAAGAAAUUUCCGCUUGCCGCUCCGAUCCUCGAGAAGGACAUUUACGUCGACGAUGUAUUCAUGGGAGCACCAGAUAAAUCCUUGCUGGAGAAAAUCCGUACGCAAGUAUGCGAGCUCCUGCAAGGAGGUGGGUUUCAGCUGAGAAAGUGGGCCGGAAAUUCGCCACAAUUAUUGCGAAAUAUCCCCCACAGCUCUCACUCCCACGCAGUAGACCUCACUUUGUUCGAUGACUCCGAACUAAAGGUGCUCGGUUUACGAUGGAUACCGUCUGGAGAUUAUUUCUAUUUCAAUCUCCAACGGUUCCAACCGUCGGCAACACCGAUGACAAAAAGAAAUUUGUUUUCGGAGAUUGCCAAGCUCUUCGAUCCGCUCGGCUGGCUAUCGCCGGUUGUAAUUCGCGCAAAGAUUUUGAUGCAGUCUCAGUGGCUGGAGAAAAUCCAGUGGGACGAUCAAAUCUCCGCGAAUACGCAAAAAACGUGGAACGCGUUUUGUACGGAUUGGAGCAGCUUAAAGGAAUUAAAAAUUCCCAGAUGGAUACGUUACGGAGCUGAUACGGUGUCAAUAGAAUUGCAUGGUUUCUGCGACGCCUCGCUCGCGGCCUAUUCGGCCGUCACGUAUUUACGCGUGACGACGAUAAGCAACGAAGUUUUUACGACGUUGCUAAUGGCAAAAACGCGAGUCGCUCCGAUCAAAACGCAGUCCAUCCCCGUUCUGGAGUUGAACGGGGCUGUACUCCUUUCCGAGCUGGUGUUGCACGUGAAGCGGUCCCUCUCAAUAAAGGUGGACCGCAUAAUCUGCUGGACAGAUUCCACGAUUGCACUAGCUUGGUUAAGGAAGCACGCCUCGACAUGGAAGGUUUACCAAACAGGAUUAGCUGCAGCGGCGUCUGGCCGGGCAGACAAAAUUAUGUAA